Daldinia vernicosa is the source of this 1211-nucleotide messenger RNA. RefSeq lists its product as uncharacterized. The record is from RefSeq and is a predicted model, not a curated record. The coding region runs from base 152 to 859 and encodes 235 amino acids. The transcript has a single exon. Lineage: Eukaryota; Fungi; Ascomycota; Sordariomycetes; Xylariales; Hypoxylaceae.
AAUAGUCGAUAUGUUGUCUUUUUCUAUCCAGUUCUUACUAGUCCACUCCUUCAUUUAGGUCUAUACACUUGAAUCAGUCUUUUUCUUUAACCAUACAUUAUACCACACACUCUUUUCUAUUUUUAAAUAUUCUAUACCAACAGUUAGAAGUAUGUUGAGGUCACUCUUUACACUCACCAACCUUCUUCUAUCCACUGCGGUAGCCUUGCCAUCCGGCAUUAUACGCAGUAGCCAUAUCUCAGGCGGCUUAACCCGCCGGGUAACCUGCGCGACGCAAGCGUCCGACGCCACCAACGACGGCGACCAAGGGGGCGCCGGGAUUCAACUAAGCAACAGGGGUAACGGAACUCGCAGCUUCUUCGUGUAUGAGAACAGCUGCGACAGCAUACCGCUCAAGUAUGUAAAUGUCACCGCCGGGGAGACCAAAUUUGUAGCGUUACCAUCACUAUUCCAAGGCCGCAUCGUGCGUGGGUCCGAAGUCAACUUAGACGGACAGCCACAUACACUAGGCACUUGGCUCGAGAUCGGACUAGACGGUACUGGCAAGGGCUAUGGCGAUAUAUCACUGAUUCGAGGUUGCGACGGUCCUGUGACUCUUGCCGCCAACGAUGGAACCAAUGUGACUACCGGCUUCGACGACUUGACCGUAUUAGCGGAUGCCCCCGAAGAUAUCUUCGAGACCGGGAGUGACGGAUCGAAAGUUAUCCAGGCCACCGAGGGCCUGCUUUCUGCUGUCGUCGAGCCCGUGAGGGACUACCUCGCCAGCAAGCUCGGCUACGAGAAGGCGUACCUCGACGACUACCAUGGCAACCCUGUCAUCUGCUCCUCCAACGAACGAUUCAACGCUACAUUCUACUAGGAGAACAACAAAAGCCAUCGCAUAAGCUUGGGACUUCGGCGUGGCGUUUAGGGAAUUUUGGAGACUUAUGGAAGUUUGACACGGCCGGUUUUGAGCUUGGUGAAAAUAGGUUUAUAAAUUUUAGGAUGGCGGCGGAAAGGCGGAGCCUGUUAUUGGCUUCUAUAACAUUCUUGUGCAUAUUAUACCCCGGUUUUGAGAUAUCCACCUGGGAAUUUGGCAUAUGAGCAUUGCUCCGUGGGCAAUUUUCACUUCUGAGGCAUAUUAAAUUGACAAAGGGGCGGACUGAUAGUUAAUUUUGCUUAUACUGAAUUAUAUUAACUAUACCUUUGAACAACUUAAGAUUUUGAACAUC